AUGGCAGGUCGAAUGAUAGACCAUUCCUUCCUGCAUGGUGGUUAUGGUGUGUCAGGAAUCAGUUUGCCUGUGCUGAAGAAUACAGAACUUACUGCAGCAGAAACCACCCGUGUGACUGAUCUUUGCCUGUCCUGGGACCUCCCUGUUCCAACCUCAACCAAUCACGACUGGCUGUUCCAGGAACUGCUUUCACAUGCGGUAAUUCACCGUGUUAGGCUGCCUAUCAAGCAGAUCCGCAAAGGUCUUAAAGGGACAGGAAUCUGGCCGCCUCUUUCAAGUAGACCAGAUGUCGGACCCAUAAUCUUUCCGAGGGAGUCGAAUGAGGAGCUUAACCCACAGGCUGUCAUCCAGAACAUCCACUGGCCACAACCCAAAUGUGACAGCGACGAGGACGAGGAUGACCCUGUUCCAUUGGAGAAAGUCAGUCUCAUCACUGGUUUUUUGUGGAAAUUCAUAGAGGAAGCGUCACCAGAGGUGCUGCGUGACCUCAUGAGGUUCUGGGUUGGCUGGGAGCUGCCAGCAAAAGAGCUAUUUGUUGAAGUUGCAACCUCGACCUACCCGACAGCUUUUACCUGCUUCUACAAAUUGAAGCUCCCCGGCCACUACCAGACCUACCCGAUCUUUCACCAGGAAAAUGAUGAUGGCCCUCAGUUCCGUCAGUUCCGGAUUUGGUCUUGUGUAGUUUUAAAACAAGUUGAGUUAAAGAUUUUGUUGAGUUUGUUGAGUUAAAGAUUUUUUCAGAUGUUCUCAAGAUGUUCUCAAGACGUUCUCAAGCCAAGGCUGUUUGAAUCCAAGAAGGGGGGUGCGCUUAUGGUUAAAGUGCGUAUUGGAAGUUAGAUACUACAGUGAAGAAUCAUAUAGGAAAAAAAUUCGAAUACACGAUUUUUUAGUUUUUAUUAAUAAAUCUACACUACAAGUGGCAUCUUGAGCCGUUUUUGUGAUACAAUUUUACUUCCGCAUCUCAAACGCUCGUUUUCAAGCGUGACGUAGGAAUUGGUAGACGGACGUUCUAUUCAUCAUAGACUACAUAGGCAACAUAACAAUGGAUAACAGUUUCGGACCACUUCCGUACAAUUUUGAGCCAGCUAGCCGUGAGGGAGAACAGCAACCACCUAAUAGGGGGAGACACCAUGGCAAUAGGAGGGAGAUAGAGUUGUGGUGUCAGGAGAAUCAGUGGAGAAUUGGGCAGGUGUCUUGGUGAGUAACUGGCAUUAGCUUGAGUUAAUAUUAGCUAAUGACAGCAAAUGAUGGCCACGUUUCAAUAUUUAACAGGCAUAACUUUACUAGUACUUGAUUAUAUAUGAAUCUACAGGAUGUAUAACUCCACACUAUCUCUUACAUAACUACUACUGGAGGGAUGGAGGGAGGGCGGACGGACGGGUGGGCGAGCAAGAGAGUGCGUGAUCAAACUGAAAGAAACGAGCGAAGUUAACCUCACAUUUCAUUUUGAUAGGUUAUUGUGUGGGAAAUGCCAGCCAAUGAGCUCAGCUGAGGAGAGCAUGUGUUGCAGGGAGGUGGAUCCCUUCUGGGCUCUAGUGGAGACGCUAAACCCCAGACCAGACGUAACAUGCCUGACUCUGCAUCCAGGCUUUGAGGGAUGCUGUCUGAACCCCUUUGUGCUCCAGGUAGCAUACUUGGCCUUCAAACAGGAGCAUGGCCCUCUGCAGGCCAGCACACACGAGCAGUAUCGUUACACCGCAUACAGGCAGGUUGUUCGCUGGGCCUAUGGAAUUCUUGGCAGGCACAUCAGGAAGCCCUUACCUGCAUGCAUUGUGUCUGCCAUCAGACGGCAGUUUCCAGAGGAACAUGGGGUUUAUAAAGGUUUUGGGUGGCCUCAUUUAAAUGACAGUCAAUAAAAAUAAUGUCUUAUUUUAUAGAAACUUUUAAUGAUUCUUUUCUUUUAAUAUUUAGUUCUUGCAGUUUAAAAACAAAAGGAACAUACUGCAAUACAAAUUGAAACGUAAAAUUAACCACAGCAACAAAACUAAGAUACAGGAUCAGAACUUCAUAAAAUAUUCCUGUGUAGCAUACAUAAACUGUAGACUAGAACAUAAACUUAUUUCAACCAAAGCGUGGGUGUCAAGCAGGACCAGGUGGUAACCGCAGGCAAACCUCCAGAAAAAACCUAGGGAAAGAAUAGUUUUGUUAUUAACUUCAUUAAUAAUAAAAUGCAGAUAAUCAGAAUGGGG
Molecule: messenger RNA, 2189 nt
Organism: Gadus morhua (Atlantic cod)
Lineage: Eukaryota; Metazoa; Chordata; Actinopteri; Gadiformes; Gadidae
Exons: 6
Coding region: 1-729 (242 amino acids)
Molecular function (GO): ubiquitin-protein transferase activity
Source: RefSeq, a predicted model, not a curated record